AUGUUUGCUUUUACAGUGUUUUCCAGUGUGGUUAGUGGCGCAGCUGUAGACCGAUAUGAAAGUGCGAAACCUGCGCACACAGCAGUAGGUAAUUUACUAGACGCAUGGAAUGAAAGAAGACAUCCUGAGGAUAAUGGUCUUCUGGAUUAUGACGAAGAUGAAGAAGAGUACAACAAUGAUGAGGAAGAAUAUGAGCUGUCGGGGGAUUAUCAGUUGCCCAGAGUUGAGUUUUCGAGGAAACCCAAAGACCCUAUCACAGUAGUGAAUGCAGACACAAUGGAGGUGAAAAGGAGGCGGGAUAAAGUGAAGAAGAGAGGAAAGGGGAAAGGCAAGAAACGUAACCCAUGUUUUAGGAAGUAUAAGGACUUCUGCAUCCAUGGCACAUGCCAGUACUUGAAAGACACCAAGGGACCCUCCUGCAUAUGUAAUCCAGGUUAUUCAGGAGAGAGAUGCCACUUUUUCUCACUGCUGGUGAAAAGUGAAGGCGGUUAUAAUCGGACGACAGCGCUGGCUGUGGUGGCAGUGGUACUGUCCUCACUCUGUCUCACCAUCAUUGGUCUCCUGCUGGCUCUCAGAUUUCAUAAGCGGGGUGUGUAUGAUGUGGAGAAUGAAGAGAAAGUCAAGCUAGGGUCGGCCACACAACACUGAGGAAUGAGACGGAAAGGAUAAAUAUGUGGAAGUUCUACCUCAAAAUAUAGAAGAAGUAAAAUGGAAAGACGAAGAGCACUGAAC
Molecule: messenger RNA, 732 nt
Organism: Chanos chanos (milkfish)
Lineage: Eukaryota; Metazoa; Chordata; Actinopteri; Gonorynchiformes; Chanidae
Gene: hbegfa
Product: heparin-binding EGF-like growth factor a
Exons: 5
Coding region: 1-648 (215 amino acids)
Biological process (GO): positive regulation of cell population proliferation; epidermal growth factor receptor signaling pathway
Molecular function (GO): growth factor activity; epidermal growth factor receptor binding
Source: RefSeq, a predicted model, not a curated record